AUGGCAACGACUUUCAACGACGAAAACUCUCUAUUCAACUUCGUCGUCAGAGACGGCAACGGUGUGAAAGGCCUAGUCGAUUUGGGCGUGUCGAGAGUCCCGGAGAGAUACGUGCAACCGCCGAAGGAGCGCAUAGAGAAGACGAAUAAUGACACAUCAUCUCCGCAUCGGGUAGCGCCGAUCGAUCUGUCGAAAUUGGACGGUCCCGAUCGGGAGGAAACGGCGGAAGAGAUCAUUCGCGCCGCCGAGAGUGUGGGGUUUUUUCAGGUGGUGAAUCACGGAGUGCCGCUGGAGCUGCUGGAGUCGCUUAAAAACGCAGCGUUUCGUUUCUUUGAGCAAGAGGCUGAGAAGAAGGCUGUGUUUCUCAAAGGGGUCAGCCCCAGUCCGCACGUUAAGUACGGAACGAGCUUUGUGCCGGAGAAGGAGGUUGCUUUGGAGUGGAAAGAUUAUGUGAGUAUGGUUUAUACCAAUGAUGAUGAUGCUCUUGCUUAUUGGCCCCAGUAUUGCAAGGAAGUGUCGCUUGAGUAUCUAAAGACAUCAAUAAACAUGGUGAAAAAAAUACUUGAAGUUCUCAUUGCUAAGCUUGGAGUGCCAUCAGAGGAGUCCUCAGAGAUUAUUGAAGCUCUGAUUGGUCUCAAAAUGGUGAACAUGAAUUACUAUCCGGCAUGCCCUAAUCCGGAGCUGACCGUCGGCGUCGGCCGCCACUCCGACAUGGGAGCCCUAACUGUGUUGCUACAAGAUGGGAUUGGUGGACUUUACGUGAAAAUUGAAGAAGAAAUGGAUGAUGGUGAUGACGAUGACGAUGACGAUGAUGAUGAUAGUACCAAUAUUGAAGGAAAGAAAGGACAAUGGAUGGAGAUUCCUCCUAUUUCUGGUGCUUUGGUCAUUAAUGUUGGUGAUACAUUACAGAUAAUGAGCAAUGGAAGGUACAAGAGUGCAGAGCACAGGGUGCGAACGACGAGCAGAGAAUCAAGAGUGUCAGUCCCAAUAUUCACCGUCCCAAAACCAACCCAAAAGAUUGGACCGCUGCCUCAGGCGGUGGAGAAAGAUGGGUCCCCUCGCUACAGAGAGGUCUUGUUUCAGGAUUAUAUGGCUAACUUUUUUGGGAAUGCACACCAUGGAAAGAAAUCUCUUCAUUUUGCUCAUGUUGACUACUCUAUAUAAAUCUAUCACCAAAUCUGAGGGUUUUUGUUUUUUCUUUCUUCUUUCUCUGUGUUGUUGGGAUGAGUAGUAGUAAUAAUUAUAGUAAUAAGGAACGAACAAUCAUGGGGCUCUUGAUAUUUUCCAUGUAAUAAUUAAUUAUUGUCUUUACACUUUCACCAACAUCUUUAUAAAAGAUAUAUUUGACUUGUUUGGCUAA
This is a messenger RNA of Humulus lupulus (European hop), 1360 nucleotides long. Its product is annotated as scopoletin 8-hydroxylase. Bases 1 to 1164 code for a protein of 387 amino acids. The record is from RefSeq and is a predicted model, not a curated record. NCBI's taxonomy places the organism in Eukaryota, Viridiplantae, Streptophyta, Magnoliopsida, Rosales, Cannabaceae. The transcript has 3 exons.